AUGAAGAACGCAGAGUUCCAACCCAAGCUGAAUCCAGCCCCCAAGCCAUUUAAAUUCCCCUCAAAAAGCGGCUUAGCUUUUUUGCUUAAAGAUUGCUUCAAGCCUCAAGUGGCUAUUGCUAUUGGAUGCUUCAUACAAGUAGUUCUCUGCGCUAUUCUUCCUUUCCACUGGGCUGUUGUUCCAUCAGCAGCUGUUCUUCUCAACUCUCUCAUCACCACUCUUGUUCAAGUGGUACGCAUCCCAAAACCAAAUGAGUUCAAUGAAGGCAUUGUACCCGGCCGCGUAACUGCUCAACUACCAUCUCCUACUGGUUCGUUUGGUAACGAGCCUGGUGCGAACUCAGUGGUGGUCUUCCAUCUCGGAUUCCAGAUAAACCACCCGCUCGGUCUCGCAGCACCAGGUGUUGACGAGAUGAACGUCCACUUCACAGCGAUGCAAAAAGAGCUCAACCGCAACCGCACCGACUACGGGUUUCUCACAUCCUCGACCUGGCGCGGUGACGAACGCAGUAGCAACAAUUCGCUCCUCAUCAUCUACUACUUCCGCGACGUCGAGGGUCUGCACCGCUUCGCCCACGGUGAUUAUCAUCGUAAAGCGUGGGACUUUAUGACUAAGACGAAGCCCAAGCAUGUUGGAAUCUUUCACGAGACGUAUUCUGUUCCUGCACACGAGUAUGAGAACAUUUAUGUCAAUUGUCAUCCUGUCAUGAUGGGACGGGCUUCGGUGAAGACGACAGGGGGCGACGAGGAGAAAUGGACAAAUACCCUCGUUAAUGCUGAUGUGCCGGCUUUGAAGACGCAGUAUGCGAGGAUGUCGAGGGAUGAGCAAGGGAUCCCGAAGGAGUUGUAA
This is a messenger RNA of Fusarium coffeatum, 849 nucleotides long. RefSeq lists its product as uncharacterized. The transcript is spliced from 2 exons. The coding region runs from base 1 to 849 and encodes 282 amino acids. The record is from RefSeq and is a predicted model, not a curated record. Lineage: Eukaryota; Fungi; Ascomycota; Sordariomycetes; Hypocreales; Nectriaceae.